AUGAUGAGAGCCCUCCUCGUCACCCUCCUCGCCUCCAUCCUCGUCCUACGGUGCACCGCGCAGCCGAUCGACGACCACGAGGCGCAGGCUUUCUACAACCGCAGAAUGGCUGCCCUCCGACAAUUCGAGACGGCUCGAGCACUGGCCAGCCCGUGGAAUCAGGAGAUGUCGAAACGGUCGCCCCACCAGAUCGAGCAGCGGGCCGCGCUCAACUCGUUCAAGAACUGCUACUUCUCCCCCAUCCAGUGUGUUCUCAUGGAGAAGCGGAGAAAG
This is a messenger RNA of Mesorhabditis spiculigera, 273 nucleotides long. NCBI's taxonomy places the organism in Eukaryota, Metazoa, Nematoda, Chromadorea, Rhabditida, Rhabditidae. The record is from the annotation of a GenBank genome assembly.